Molecule: messenger RNA, 10398 nt
Organism: Micropterus salmoides (largemouth bass)
Lineage: Eukaryota; Metazoa; Chordata; Actinopteri; Centrarchiformes; Centrarchidae
Gene: cbfa2t3
Product: CBFA2/RUNX1 partner transcriptional co-repressor 3
Exons: 12
Coding region: 3003-5012 (669 amino acids)
Biological process (GO): negative regulation of DNA-templated transcription; DNA-templated transcription
Cellular component (GO): nucleus
Molecular function (GO): transcription corepressor activity
Source: RefSeq, a predicted model, not a curated record
GUAAGUACAUUUAAUUUUAAGACUGAAGUUUGCUAGACAAAUUGUCAGCCCUGUUAAAAUGACAGUUAAGAUGAAUUACAGAUGCACCUAGCUAAGCAAGCAAGCUAGCUCCACACCAAGCUAGCCAUUAGCUUGGUUGCAAAAAAUCAACAUGGCGCACUCUAUUGGCCAAAAACUUCAAAACGGCAGUUCAGAAACCAACGAGUGAUGUCACGAUGACUACAUCCACUUCUUUUAUAUAUGAUAGAGACUCACCCGAAGGUUACCUUCAGCGUCAAAUAACUAUGUUUUGUCACUUUUCUGAAAGCGUCGGUACUGGAUGCCCUGAGAUGACAACAGGUAUAUACAGAGCCACCUAGGGCUAUAACUCUGAAAGAAAAUAUAGAGAGUGAGUUUCAUAAACACUCCAUCCGUCUCCUUGACAAUUGUACUUCCACCUUGGUAUGCAACACACGCUUCCUCUGACAGACCCAUGUAAUGGCCUGUGCAUCUGUUUAUGUGUGUAAUGUUAGUGUAUUUCACUGUUUGUGUUUGUGUUUGACUAUGUUUACAGCAGCAGCUUUACAGUAAAUUCUCAUUAGGUUACCUGAAUUUAUUCCUUCUCAUGGGCCAUGCGGGAAACUGUUAUGUUCCAAUCAAAGAACGCUGAGGGCUUCCCCCUGCACACUUGUUCACAUUAUUUAAUCAGCACUGGAGCGUUUUUCAAAAGUCCUCCAUAUGAAAGCAGCAUUUGUGUUCGAGGCUGGCGAGGCUGGUGGGACUGGAGUUAGGGCAGAGCAGCUGUCUGUGUGUACUUUAGAAGCUCGUUCUGUUUGUUCUGUAGACACAGGAGGGGUCAGGAGGGUGUCAGCUUUGUCUUCUGUCCUCCUCUAUGGCUAUGUGUUUGUGUGUGAGUGUGUGUCCACCAGAGGGAGAGAAAGGGCAGGUGGGUGGAGCAAAAGCACUAACAGACCAGAGUGGACAGGUGGAGGAUUCUCACUACAGAGGAACCAGAUGUACCUGCCUUUUUCCCUGUCCCUCUCCGUACUGUUCUGUCUGCCUAUCUAAUUUGUGUUAUUUAUUUGGUGGUAGUGCACAUUAAUAAACAUUACUGUAAAUGUGCCAAAGUCCACCAAAAGUCAUUUUUUUCAUCUGCAGACUAAAUGAUUAAUCUGUCAUUUACAGUGAUGCUAAUUAAUGUGCAUUGUCCCUGAAAAUAAAUAAGUCAGUCCACCCACCUGUCUAUGAAGGACUAGCCUGACAUCACAAAGAAACCUUUAUACAUUUUUACAAGCUCACGUGCAGACAGUCUUCUGAAUUGAUUCAACAGAAAGCUGUUCAUGUAUAUUUUCCAGUGCUGCACAAAGUAAGUCUGCAGUCUUAUGUACUCAAUUUUGCUUUCCUUGUUGCUCACGUCGUCCUGAUAUGAGGAAACAGCGGCCCCCACGGGCAGACAGCGGGACAAUAAAACAGUUGUAUUUUCCUCAGCUCUUACUGCUUUUUGAUUUGACCUUUUUGAUAACUGAAAUAAUUCGACAGAAUUAAAACAAUUCUUUAGGCUACACUUUGCAAGCCACGCAUUCAUGUAACUUAUAUUAUUUACUAUUCUUUAUUAGCCUAUGAUCCCUGAUUAACUUCCAAAGGCGUUGAUGCAGAUAUCGUUCUGAAAUAUAGUGCAGUAGUCCUAUAUUUAGCCUCCAAUGAUCUUAAUAAUAUUGUACCAAUAUGAGGUUAUGUACUCUUCAGUUUGGAUCUUCUUCAAUUUAGAAAUUUUGAGAGGAUUCCUGUACAAUAUAUGCCUGCUCUUGUCCCUGAUGGUGCCCGAGAACGAGAGAGAGAGAGAGAGAGAGAGCGGGGGAGGAGGGGGCAUGGGGGGGUAGGAGCUCCAGAUGGUGUUUAAACGCAGACAGAAGGCUACAGCGAGGACAGUGAGAGGAGGAGGAGAAAGCCGCGUUACUGCGUACAGUGGGCCCGUAAGCUCCACUCAUCAGUGAAGACCAAACAACAAGUCUGAAGACCCGACAUUGUUAAUUUACGGGAAAAGUAACCUUAAAAUAUGCUCAACUGACUGUGAUUUUCCACGGGAGAAGUGAAUCUUUUACAACACCAUCUGAAGGCAGGUCGGCGGAGGAUCGGCGCGUCGGAGGAGGAGCAGGACCACAUGAGAAAACGUGGUAGUCUGUCCACAGGCUGCAAAGAAACUGUGUUUUUAAAUUGAUCCCACCGGAUGUAUAAGGACUUGUUCCUGACACCGCGGACUGUGGCUGAACUGUGAACUAAAGAAGAAGGGGGUUAAAGUUGUCACAGGAGGAAUAGCAGACGCACCCUGCAAACAAGAGGAGCCGCAUCUUAAUCAUUUGCGUUCUUACAUGGGAGACGCGAGGAUUUGUGGACUUGACAUCAGAAUAGAAACCGGUUAAUAGUUUCGUCUGCUUAUAACAGAACAGAAAGGACUGCGAACAAAAGGGACGUUUUUGCAGCUUUUUUUUCCUUUUAUUUCUUCUAUCUGGGAUAGUUAAAAUGAGCAAGAGAGCGGAUUUACAUGACUGGGACAAGUUAUGACUUGUUCACAUCACCUUCAACACUGAAAAGCUGUUUUCUUAAAAAAAAAAACAGACUGCAAAACCAAAGACAUCACAGUGUGCUUAAGGACCCAAGAGCCCUGGCUUUGAUUUUAUUUCUGCCCUUUUCGAUAUACCUGAGAAGAGAAAUACCUCAUAAUUUAUUAAACCUGGAAAGUCAAAACCCCUUUUGAAUUCCCAAAGGAAAGUUAAACAUUUUCUUUUGUGCUAGACUGUGGCUUCUGCCCCUCUUUGCUCUCAAUAUUCAAGAGCAAAAAAAGGAGAUAACACCUGAACCGCACUAUUUAGCAAAGGCUUUACCUUUAUUUUUUUCCCAAAUAAUGAGGAUUGAGACUAUCUAAAACCUGUUUUAGAAACCUUUCGGUGUGGAUUAUCACCGCUACAAUUACCUCAGCUUGACCUCGACCUUCAAAAAGUAGCAGAGUGCAGAAGGUUGGAACAAUGCCAGAUUCACCUGCGGAUGUGAAAACCCAGCCCAGGUCCACCCCACCCACCAUGCCUCCUCCACCCCCGGCUGUCAGCCAAGCAACCAAUCGCAAUGCUUCAUUCACCCCUACUACCAGUAAAUCAAUGCUGAAUGGGAGCAGCCACUCUCCUACAUCGCUGAACGGUGCUCCGUCAACUCCUAACGGCUUCAGUAAUGGGCCAGCCAUGUCCUCAACGGCCUCGCUUUCCAACCAGCAGCUCCCGCCAGCUUGUGGUGCCCGACAACUCUGCAAGCUGAAGCGCUUCCUGACCACACUGCAGCAGUUUGGCAACGACAUAUCGCCUGAGAUUGGAGAGAGAGUGCGCAGCCUUGUGCUGGGGCUGGUGAACUCCACUCUCACUAUCGAAGAGUUUCACUCCAAACUUCACGAGGCCACCAACUUCCCUUUGAGGCCGUUCGUCAUCCCCUUCCUGAAGGCAAACCUGCCCUUGCUACAGAGAGAGUUGCUUCACUGUGCCAGGUUGGCCAAGCAGACUCCAGCUCAGUAUCUGGCCCAACACGAGCAGCUUCUCCUGGACGCCAAUGCUAGCUCGCCCCUCGACUCGUCUGAGAUCAUGCUGGAGAUGAAUGAGCACGGCAAGAGACGGACCCCUGACAGGACCAAAGACAGCUCAGAGAGAGAUGGGUUGCAUCCUGAGCACCUGGCUAAGAGGCCCUGCACCAUCAGCCCUAGCCAACGCUUCAGCCCCAGUACAGGUCUUCCUGCUCACCCACCUCCCAACGGCCUCUCCACACACCCUCCCAACGGCCUAUCCCACCCACCCAACCCCCAAAUGGGACCCCAGCACUAUCGCUUAGAAGACAUGGCCCUGGCACACCAAUACAGAGACGCUUACAGACAUAAUGAACACCGUGACGCCCGAGACAGGCACCGUCAGACAGCAGUGCACGGAGCCCGCCAAGAGGAGGUGAUUGACCACCGUCUUACAGAUCGAGAGUGGGCAGAAGAAUGGAAGCACCUUGAUAAUCUCUUGAACUGCAUCAUGGACAUGGUGGAGAAGACACGCCGCUCUCUGACGGUGCUGCGCCGCUGCCAGGAGGCCGACCGGGAGGAGAUGAAUCACUGGAUUCGCCGCUACAGCGAUGUGGAGGAGAUGAAAAAAGGUGGGAGCAACGGACAGCACUGCCUUCCUCCUCCUCCUCCUCCUCUUCCUCCUCCUACUCCUCUCCACAACUCCUCCUCCAACACAGCUAGCAGCAGCGAGUCACUGCCCAUAGGAACUUCCUCGGCUGCUGAAAGGCAGACAGGCAGACAGACAGAGAUCCAUAGAGACUUCUUACACAGGCCCCCCUCAGGAUACCUGCCAGAAGAAAUCUGGAGGAAAGCUGGUACUACAAGCAUCCCGCUCUCCCCAGCACUAAAGCACCUCCAAAACAGGCAGGAGGAGGCAGUGAAUGAGGUCAAACGACAGGCAAUGUCAGAGCUGCAGAAGGCGGUAUCGGACGCUGAGAGGAAGGCCCAUGAGAUGAUUUCAGCCGAACGCUCUAAAAUGGAGAGGGCGCUGGCCGAAGCCAAGAGGCAAGCCUCUGAGGAUGCACUAACAGUCAUAAACCAGCAGGAGGAUUCCAGUGAAUCUCACCAGAGCUGCUGGAACUGCGGGAGGAAAGCCAGUGAGACAUGCAGUGGCUGCAACACAGCUCGCUACUGCGGCUCCUUCUGCCAACACAAAGACUGGGAGAAACACCACCAUGUCUGUGGUCAAGGCCUGCAGGGGCUGCCAGGGGGCAGCAGUGUCCCUCUAGGCACUCCCUCCUCCUCCUCAGCAUCCUCAAGUGCACCCCCCACCCAUUCUGCGAGCACUCCUCCAGGACCCUUGUCCCUGGCAGGCCAGAGCAGUAUUGCAGGAGGGGCUGGCAGCGGCAGUGGAAGUGUCUCUGCCAGCCCCAAGGAGAGCAGUUCCAGCAGUGCCUCUCGCUCCACAACUCCAGCUACCCCCGCCCUACUGGAUGCCACCUCUCGUUGAUGUCUGACCCUUGUCCUUUCCCUUGCAUACUGAUGCAACAGUGCCCACACUCCAAACCAAACUGAGGAAUCUUCAUCGCACACUGCUCCCUCUCCUCGUCCCCUACUUCAGUCCAUAUUUCCCUCUUAUCCUUCUGAAAAUCUUCUCACUACCUGAUGAUGAGACUGGUUUUCUCAACUUGUCACCUUCCCCCAAAAUACUUUUUCUGUCUUUGUCUCUUUCACAACCACAGGCACAAAUACAAAGAUUCCAGCCUGGGGCUCAGUGUAGUGGGAAGCACGAAAGAAACGUCUCCUAUCUCUGUGUUCAGUCACAGAAAGAUAUCAGAUGUGUUUUCCAAAAGCUUUGACUUGAAGUUCUGACUAAUAUCUGCCCUCAGUAAUGUAAGCAUGUUAAAUACUGUCCACAUAAGGAUACAAGACAAGGGCUGUGGUAAGGCAACAUUGAUAGGGAGAUGACUAGACCGUUUAGCACUUGGACUGGAUUUCCCUUUAAUUUAGCACCAAUGAGAGAACAGUACCCAGCCCUGACAUGUGCACUACCAGUCCAAACAGUUCACUGAUAUAUUCUACAUGUACAUCUAAUGUAGAUGGGCAAGGAAUACAAUACCUUUUUUUCAAAUGGAUGAGGGAAGGGGAAUAAUCUGUGAUGCGAUUAAUUCCUCAGAAACACAGCUUAGUAUUUAUUAAAUGUUUCUUUCUGGCUUUAAGGGAAAAUAAAGAAAAGUCCAAAUAUUCUAAACAAAGAAUAAUAGUGGUGAUGAUGAUGCUCAUGAUAACGAUAUGAAAAUAAAUUAAUUUUAAACUGCUAACUACCUUGCUAGCGAGCCAAGAAAAUCUACACCGGACUCACCUCUCUACACCAUUGUGAACCCAAAUGAAUUCAAAGAUGAAAAAUAACAUGAUCCAAACGUUUGUAUUACACUGCCAAAGUGAGUAAGUAAGCGAUAAGGAGAAGCACUCAUCUUAUAACCAAACUCAAAGCAACAUCACCUCCUCAGCAGAUAAGCCAGCCCUGAGAGGACCAGGCUGCAGAGAAGCUGCAGAAGGGGACCCAGAGAUACUCAGACAUUUAAGAAACAAACUGUGACCUGCUUUGAUCUGCAGCUGCCUCCUGCAGUCCGGACAUAACUACAGCGAUUCCUCAGUGAUGGCCCAGACUAGUGAAUAUGGACAAUGCUGUGAACUUGCCUAUUAGAAAGACUUAAUGAAAUAGAUGGAAACCCUGCCACAGUGUGAUUUUUUCUUUUUUUGUGAAUGGUAACAGAGAGGGCAGAGAGAAAAAAAAGAGGAAAGGAAAAGCUACACAGCCUCAAAGGAGAUAAAGAUGCAUACAUGGCAACGGAACUGCCAAAAACCUCAAAACAAGCUUGAAAACAUUAUCCGAGAAGGCGUUGCAUACUAUGGAGACGUAUGGGAAGAUUGUUUGUAAGUCGUUUUUUUUAAAGUUCCACAAUGGGGAGCUAUUUCAAGGAAUUGCUGUUACCUUUACAUUCACUCCCUCCUUUUCCAAAGCAUGAUAAACAGAUGAAAGAGCUUAGUACAGGGCGGUGUAGACUUGGUUCUCCUCUCUCUUUCUACCUCCCCUCACCCCCCUCCCACCCUUCUACACUCUUCCCAACUACUUGACUCAAGUCUGCCCCUAACCCCAGCCUGCUUCGAACAGAGCCUCAGAGCAGUCACGUGAGAAGGGUUGGAACCUGCUUGUAGAUAUCGUUCCUCUUUUCAAAAUGUCUCUUGUCGCCGAUGUCCAUAUGUGCUGCCCUUGUGUAUAUCCAGAAAGAUGGACUUUGUUUUGGUUUCGUUACCUUUCAUUUGCCUCCUUUAGGUAUGGGCUGAGCAGUGAAGUCAGAGCAAGGACACUCGUUUAUGAGAGGAAGCCCCACAUUUUACGUAUUGUUUGAUUUGUUGUAUCUAUAUUAAUGAGAUGAAACCCCUCUUGUAGAAUAUUUUGUAUUGCUCGCAUUGUAAGACAGUGAGAGGACGGAGGUGCAAUAUGAAGAGAAUUCAGCUACUGAAUGGAACCUCAGCAACUGCCCAUAGGGUGUCAUAUAAUAUAGAUACAUAUAAAUAUAUUUAAAGUAACAUCAGUAACUUAAUGUGAAUGUACAUAGUAUUUAAAGAGGUCCAAAAAUGUGUUUGCCAAAUAACAGAAACCUUUAAAGUUUAAUGUCCAGAAUAUGUUUUUCUCACAGUACAUUUGUUUCUCAAAUUUAUGAAUUUUCCUCUUUUUCUCUCACACAAGUUAAACACUUUCAAUUUUCACUCAAAUCAAAGCGUCAUGUGACCCUGAGUGGAGGAGACUGUUGGUAACAGAGGUAAAGGUGGAUCCAUACAGGACCACAAUGCAUGUAGCUGAAGGGGUGGAUUGACAACUACAAGACUUCCAGAACAUUUUCUCUAUUCAUUCAUUUUGUUUGUGUGUCACUUUAAUCGCAAUUGGGACUAAAUGAUGUCACUGUUGUGUGUGUCCAUUCACCCCAGGUCAGUUUACAUCCUGCAGGAGGGGACUCAACUGUGUAUAUUUUUAAAAAAAGCCCAAAUGUAGUCAAUAGUUAUAAAAAGAAAUAAGUGGUGGCUCAGUUUCAAUCAGUUUGUUAAACUUGAUACAUCAUGUCAAGUGUUCCGUUUCCUUUCAGCUCAAGUGCCACUGUAGUGACGCUCUUCGUUCUCAUUGACCUGUGUGUGUUUGUGUGGUUAGGAGUGUUUGUUUCUCCCCAAGGUGCAGGACAAGCCAUUAAUAUAGGAUUAAGUGAUAUGCCAGUGUUAAGCUACAGUAAACCUCAAACCUAAUUUUGAUACCCAAUCUGUGAAAAGUUGCUUUAAACAAAAAACAAAGCAGAUUAUUGUUUAUUUAUAAAGUUGCAAUUGGAGCAUAAGCUGAACAUCUGGGAUGGGUCUUUAUUUCCAGGCCAAGAGAAUAGCAACACCUCUUCAGGUUUAUUUUUUCAGCCCUCCCCACAUGCUGAUCAAUAUGAUCACCUCUGGUGAAUUGAGGUUUGUUAAAUGGUCUCAAGGCAUAUACUUAAAGGGCCUUGUAGCAGCCAUGCUCACACAAAUUUUAUAUAGAUCAAACCCUACAUGGUUGGCCUCAUACACGCUUGGACCAAACUUAGGGAAAAAAUAGGAAAUUUUCUUUUUGCAGUGGGUGGCAUCGGAAAACAAAAGCUCAACAGAUGGAUAAAGUCAAUCUUUUUUUUUGGACUAUGUGAGGCAUAUAAUUCAAAUGGAAUAAGCUGCAAGGUACCCCUGCAUCUGUGUGUAGCAUUUAUGUAUGUGUUAAAAAUUACCGUGAUAUGGUGUUGACUUCAGCCUUUUUGUGCCCUUUCCCCUGAUGUCUCAUUCCUCCACUGCUACCACAGACCAGUCUUCAUAACCCCCCUCCCCUCCCCCCCUCACACUAGCUACCUCCUGUGACCAUACAGCUAACCACCAGGAGAGGUUGACCUGGACUUUGAAAAGCUGGGCUGAGAGCAGACAUGGAAACGCACAUUCAAAAGUGAGGCAUAUGAAUCUGUCUUAAAAUGAUACAAACAAAAGCGUUGAAAGGAAUUGCCUUUACUCAUGAUGUAGAAGAAUAUUUAUUCUCACCAGACCUAACUUUUUUGAUCACAUCCCACUAACUAAACGGAUACUGCUGGAAUUAAGUAAUACAAACACAGUCAAGCCUGCAUAUUACCUAAAUGAACACAGAAUCAACCACGACAUGCCAUUUGUUGUCCAAAACCAAUAAAAGCACAAACCAAAGUACUCCUGCAUUGCCAUAGUAGGCUUUGACACAGUGUGUAUUGACAGACCAGAUAUAAAAAGGUUAGAGCUCCACUAAACCAGUUAACCAAAGUGUCUGAAAUACACACAAUCAGGGCACAAGAGUGAAGAGCAUGAUCAAUGAACUGGCAGAGUUUCAAAUGUGUAGAACUCUUAUGCAAGCAAUCAAAGCGCUUGUUGUCUACAUAUUUAAUAGUGUUUCUGUAAAAAUAUAGAAGCAUCUCCUUUGGAAAAGCAUACUGAUUGCGUGUUCUUACAGUUACAAAGCCUUUCAGAGAUAAAAUGAAUGUGUGGCGGGUGGGUGUUUGUAUGUGAAAGGUGGUGUGUGUGUGUGUGUGUGUGUUUUUUGUAAAAAAUUUCAUGUCUCUUUACAAACUACUUGAAACCUUCUGAGCUUUAAUGAAACAUCCAGACUAUAGUGGCAGAUCGAUUCACAAUAUGUAGCAACAGCUUUGUGCAGUAAAAUACAGCGUUUGCAUACAAUAUCCUCAUACAAACAACAUUGUAAUGACAGUUCCAUUCAACGCAAAAUGCUUUGCGUGUGCCUCCUUGUCUGCAAGUAAGCCCUCAGAUAUAUUAAACAAAGCCAAACCCAAUAGACCAAAAUACAACCAAAAGUUACAACUUUCUUCUUCUUUCACUUAGGUUAAGGUUUUUAUGUUAUGUCCCAGCAUUAGAGGACUUCAGUGUGGCCGAUUGUGUGGGACAUGAAGCUGCAGGCAUGCAGCAAAAAUCAGAGCUGUAGAGGAAAGCGCAAACUAUCCUUCAAUGAGAUUCUCCCCCCCUUGAUUUUGCUGGACUUGUUACAAAAUAUCAGAUCAAUUUUCAGUUCAGCUGGCUGUAAGCUUCACUAAGUCAUGAAACUGAGAUUCCUGCUGAGGUGUCAUAUACUUUUCUCUGUUAAGAUUUUAUAGGUGGCAAAUGCAUAAGGGCUCUGCUGUUGUGAAUACCAUCCAAGGGUCUAUGAACACUUUACAUCAGCCACUUUUCUAUUUGUUUAACUAUGUACAUGGUAUGGGCAAAACGCAUGUUUAGAAAGGACAAAUAUUAGCAGGUUGGCAUUUGUCUCUCCCUACCCCAACCAGUAACUCUACCAAUGAAGAUUCAAAGCUCAUCUGAUGUGAUGGUGACACGUCCUUCCUGUGAAACAGGCACUGAUGAAUAGCUACAGUAGAAAGCUAAAGUGGCAAACAGUGGAUACAGCACUUGUUUUCCCAAAAGCCAUGGCUCAGGAUGGUCCUGUUUUUACCUUUACAUGAAUUGAAAAAAAGGUUUAUGGUUUUAUAUGUGUAGGGAAGAAUUCUAUACUGUAUUGUGCAAUACAUUAUUACAGAAAAAAACACGUUUCUAUAGGAAAGGUUGGCGCUUUGAAGAUCUUUCUCCUUUCGUUUUAUUUCCCUCUUCAAAAGGUCCUGUUGCCGUUUUUAGAUGAAGUUAACUGUGCCAGAAGAAUUAAAUUCUGAUUUGUAUUUAUUUCUUGCAUGCUUUCCUCCCUGUUGCUAAUACUGCUCUUUAACUGUUCGCUCUGUUGGAUGUGUGAAGCUGUAAAACAUUCUAAUUCAGGUUAUUGUCUGUGUUGAACAAUGUAACUGUGUAAUUAAAACAUGAAAUGAAGUAUU